CCAACGAGUACAAGUGAGCGGAUUACGUCCAGUGAUAAAAGUUUUUCGCGAAUAUCAUCUCGAGUUUUCGAUUGAAACCACCGGAAAACGGUUCCGUCGUGUAGUGGUGCGUUCACCGGACCGGAAUCGAAUGGAAUCCAAUGCGGAACGGCGCGGAAUGGCGGUGAAAAAUUGAAUUGAAAAUCUUGCCAAUCUGGCUUGUUUCCGUUCCAAUCCAAUCCCGCUCCCAUCAAGUCGAUAAGAGAAGCGGGGAAGAAAAGCUCGCGUGCGUGUAGGUGGUGAGAGGCGCGGACUCCCGCGCGAGUACCGCUAGUUUUUCAUCAGUGACAAUAUUAUUAUUUCAGGCGGUAAACAAAAACAAAAAGAGUACAAUUUUGAAAGAUGUCGGAGCGUUACACACAUCAGCUGUUGAAGGUGGUUGUGGCCCAGAUAUGUCAGACAAUCGGAUGGCACUCGAUCCAGUCGACUCCAAUGGAGUUGAUGAUCGAUAUUUUAGAUCAGUAUUUGCGGGACAUUACCCGGGUGACGCAUCGCUAUUCUGAGUUGUACAACCGGACCGAUCCGAACUUGGACGAUGUGGCGCUGGCUUACCGGGAAAUAGGGAUGAAUCUGACCGAGCUGCAGGAGUAUCUGCAGUAUGUGGAUCCGAUCGAGAGGCCGUUCGAGGUCCCGAAGUAUCCACUUCCCAAGGACAGUCAUUUGAACUUUAUGAAGCCGGGAAGUAAGGAGGUGCUGACGAGACCGGUGCACAUUCCGGAGCAUAUGCCACCGAUGUUGGUGGAUUCGGAGGAGGAGCAGGAAGAGGAAGAACGGCGCCGACAGAUGCAGAUGCAGAUGAUGGCGGAAGCGGAAGACGAUGUGGUGGAAGAUGUGAAGCCGGACAUUGGGGAAGUGAUCGAGAAGAUGGAAGAAGUGGGAGCGGAAGAGAUUGCAGUAAUGGAUGCUAGUCAGAGUGAAGAAGUGGUGACGUUCAAGCGACCAUCGGAUGGUCCAUUGGGGGACGGGAUGGUGGACGUGAAGAAGCCCAAGACGCUUUCGGACGAGAGACGACCGACCAGGGAAAUAAGUAGUGUAAUUAUGACCACGUCGGGUUUUAUAUCACCGGCCCGGGAGGGGAGGCUACCGGAUUCGAAACCGCCAGUUAUUCCGGAAGAGAAGCCGAAGCCUCCGCCACCGCCACCACCGGCGCCGGUGUCUAGUGUAUUGCCGGUGGCGAAAAUAGAUGACAAAUUUGGCAAGAAAGGUAAGAAGAAACCGGUCGAGAAGGAGAAAAAGGAUAAAAAAGAGAAGAAAGUGGACAAGAAGAAGGACAGUUCGGAAAAGGAAAAGGAGGCAAAAAGUAGACCAGCGACUCCGACGAUUGUGCCACCGGUGGAGGCCGCUUCUGCUGCACCGGCUUCGUCGAUAGCUGAGGACAUCAAGCCGCUUCCUGCGAUGUUGGAACUGCCUCCGAAGCCACCGACGCCGGGACCGGAUAUCAAACCACCGUUACCAGUUCCGAUUGAACCGGAGAAACCACCCCUUCCGGUUCCUGUUCCCGUAACAACACCAGUCGCUAAACCAAAAAAGGAGAAACCCCGCAGGAAGAAGCAACAGGAACCGAAGCUAAAGUCUCAACAGCCGCGGAUGUUGCCCAAUGCAGGAAUGGACGCGAACUCGAUAUUUCCGCCGCAGCAACCGAUCCCACAGGUUCCUCUUUCCUCGCCGCUUGUUAACCGGAUAACUCCGCCGAAACCUCCGAAGCCCAAACGUACCAAGCUCACCAAGAAGGAGAUUCAGCGGCAGUACAUGGAGCAGCUUCAACAGUUUCAAGGUCCUCUCAAUGCACAUAACAUCCUGGACAUGUUUUCUCCCCCGGGCAAGAAGCCUCUCCCGGGACUGUUUCAAUCGCCCCUUUUCCCUUCCCAGAAGCAGCUACCUGGACAGCAACCGAAAUUCCCGGAAAAUGCCGGUCAGUCCCAGUUGGACAUUUUACAGAAGCUUCACCCUAGUUUGGAAAUCACACCAUCUCCUGGUCCUACUGGAGGGCCUUCAAUUCACGGAUCCUCUCCGGAGAAGCAUAAACUGAACAUUUUCAAGAAGGUAGCGAAGAAGGAACCUCCCCCGGGGACAACCACCCAAGGACCGAUUAUCGUUAUCGACGACGACAAAAGCCCUCCCCAUCAACCGCAGUUCCCGACAACGCCGAUGGCCAAGAAACGGGCUCCCAAACCGUCAAACUCGGGCGGUUUCUCCUUUCAGGACACGCUGUCCUCGCCUGAUAUGGGCUUCAACAUGGGCAUGACGCCGAGUGACCAUUCCGGCAUGGGCCCAUCCGGAUCGUUCCGGGAGUUCUCCCCUCCGAAAACUCCCUCCAAUCUACCCAAAACCCCCGAUAUCAAAAUGCCAUCCAGCUCCAGUUCAUCGGCGUCCUGGAUGAGCGAUUCGGGAAAACUCUCCGCUGGACCGGGUCCCCUGUUUGGCGAUUUCCCCAACUUUGGCCUCCCCCCGGCCAAGGAAGAAAAGAAGAAGAAGCCAAGACAAAAGCAACCGAAGGAAACGGCCGCUUCGAAGAAGGCGAAAAACGCUCAACUCAUCGAAGAGCUCAACCUUCUUCAGCAAUUUCAGCAGCAGCAACAACAACAACAACAGCAACAGCAGCAAUUUCCCACCACUCCCGGGUCAUCCAUAGACAAGAAACCCAUGCAGGAUGUUAUGGCCACCUACAGCAAACUGCUUAAUCCUGGCAUGCCUCCAGGCUUUCUCGCGUCCCAAAUUCGCAAUCCCAUGUUUGGGAUGUUCCCACUGCCAUCCGGACCGGGUCUUAUUCCGGAUAAUCCCCUAUUCAACCCGUUCAAUCCUGCUCAGUCAUUUUUGCCACACGGACCGUUCGGAAUGCCCCCGAUGCCACCGCGCUUCGACAUCAGUAAUUUCCUACGCGGCCCUCGGCCACCCACCAAAGCACCCUCGCUUGAAAAUUUUGACAACCUAGAUCCGGAAACGAAACUGGCCCACACUCCACUGGAUCUUCAGAAGAGUACCUGCAACGUUGCUCCCUUAGUACCACCAACGCUGCAAAUUGAUCCCGUCAUUCCCUCGCCAUCAGUAUCAUCCGGUGGCACUGGAAAUCGCAAGAAGCAAAUUUCCCCAGCCGUCAAGGAAGCUCACGCACCACCCCCUCCGCAGGAACAAUCGCUAAACCUCUCGACCAAAUCGGUCAUCCACCCAAACCCGACCAUCCCGUCAUCGAUCGUCCCGCAACCUCCGGUAGUUCAUCAACCGAUAAAAGUGCCCCCGGAACCGAUCAAAACCCUUGAGCUCCAACAACCGGCUCUGCCGAUGGUCACCACCGCUACCACAAUCGUCGCAGGGCCCUCAAAUCUGCCGACCCUGGCAGCCGCAUCGCCAACCGUGCCGCCCAUCACCCCGGGGGAAACCAUCGUCAUUGGGUCCGAUUCGGACACCAACAGCCAGUCGACGGUGACGAUGGCAGCGAUGGGCAUUUCGCCGCCCCAGUCAUCCGGUGGGUCGUCCUCCAAGAAGGAAAAAUCCGAAAAACGCAAAAGCAAGGAGCACAAGAAAGACAAGAAACUGAAGGAGGGCGGCAAGAUCAAGAAAAAGAAGGACAAGAAGGAUAAGAACAAGAGCAAGGACCGCGACCGGGAACGACCAAAAUCGUCCGUCUCCAUGAAUCAGGACCUCUCCGAUGGCACUUUGGAACCACUGUGCACGACGGUGACCGCCCCCGCCGUCGAAGAACCCAUGCUGUUCGACCAGGUCCGCCGGAAAGAGAAGAAGGAAAAGAAGAAAGAGAAACUCAAGAAGGAGAAACGGAAAGUGAAGGAACGGGCCGCAGCUGCUGCCCUGGAUUCAUCUUUCCCGGACACCCAACGGAGCGCUUUUAAUCUAUCCGGCAUUGCGGAUCCAACGACCACGGCUGGUGCUUCCUUAUCGUCCUUUGGCCUUUCGGAGCGUCGCGAUAGCCCCGAUGGAACAACAACGUCCGUACCGAAGCUGAUGCUCAAGCUCAGUUCGACCAAUACUCCUUCGCCCCGAUCGGGGACCCCGGAUAAUCCGCCUUCGUCGUCGGAAACCGGUUCUGGUGGAAAACCGUCCGAAGUCAAGCGGGAAGCCUCUCCCGAACUGGCCCGAAUAUCAGCCCUAGUUACCAGACCUCCGAAGCUGAAAACCCCUGGCAGCAAAGGCAAAAGCAAAGAGGACGACUCCAGUAAGCCACCCAAGCUCUCCGCUGACCAUUCAAGCAAAGCUGCCGGGAAGCUUGACUUUGUCGCCUCGGAUCAACCAGCCAAGCCAAGACCACGUGGCAUACAGGCACUGCCGGAUUCAAUCGACUUGUUCUCAGUUACUCCUACUCCUUCGCACACAGCACAACCGAAGCCAUCCCCGCUGGUUCCACCCACGACAUCUUCCGCUGUCGCUACGGACCCACACUCGACUCCACAUUCCUCCAAGAAACCCCCGAAGGAACCGAAGUCGUCCAAAUCGCACAGCAGCUGUUCGGCUUCGGCCAGUCUCGGCGUGACGAUCCCGGCCCCGCUGAACACCCCAAUCAACGUGGAGGACGCAGACGGCAAUGUGGUUUGGAUAUGUCCCGCCUGCGGCCGGGUUGACGACGGAACGCCCAUGAUCGGCUGCGAUGGGUGCGACGCGUGGUACCAUUGGGUGUGCGUGGGCAUCCAGGUGCCGCCGGAUUCCAACGAGGACUGGUACUGCCGGGUGUGCAUCGGCCGGAAGCAGGAAUCGCACGGCGACGAGAAGCAGAAAAAGCGGAAGAAGAAGGACAAGAAGAAUCCUAAGGACUAAGGAUGAUUGUUUAUGUGUUCGAUUCUAUUAUUAUACGUAGCUGCGUAGGUUUGUUGUGAAGCAUACGCUUGACUCGUGUGCCGGUUGUGUAGUGUUUUCAUUUCAUAUAAAUACUAAUAUGUUAAUAUAAUUGAUUGCUGUAAUUGUGAAGCAUUAAUCAAAUGGAUGUAUAAUGAAAUGGUUCAGAAUGUAGCUGAAAUUGUAUCUUAACAGAUGUUUGGCGAU
Messenger RNA from Ochlerotatus camptorhynchus, 5028 nucleotides. Its product is annotated as transcription initiation factor TFIID subunit 3-like. Gene Ontology annotation, biological process: positive regulation of transcription by RNA polymerase II. The coding region runs from base 382 to 4803 and encodes 1473 amino acids. NCBI's taxonomy places the organism in Eukaryota, Metazoa, Arthropoda, Insecta, Diptera, Culicidae. Gene Ontology annotation, molecular function: transcription factor binding; protein heterodimerization activity; p53 binding. The record is from RefSeq and is a predicted model, not a curated record. Gene Ontology annotation, cellular component: transcription factor TFIID complex. The transcript is spliced from 3 exons.